Messenger RNA from Hypoxylon fragiforme, 1388 nucleotides. Its product is annotated as 54S ribosomal protein L7. Lineage: Eukaryota; Fungi; Ascomycota; Sordariomycetes; Xylariales; Hypoxylaceae. Gene Ontology annotation, biological process: translation. The transcript is spliced from 4 exons. Bases 171 to 1241 code for a protein of 356 amino acids. Gene Ontology annotation, cellular component: cytosolic large ribosomal subunit; ribosome. Gene Ontology annotation, molecular function: RNA binding; structural constituent of ribosome. The record is from RefSeq and is a predicted model, not a curated record.
CCUACGUCAACGGUAUUAGUUAGGUCCCGGAUAUUUGUUUGGCCGAGAAACAUUUCCAAUUGUGAAAUUUCCAAGUCCCCACCAUCUAAGCUUCAAAGCUCCGCGCACCUAUUGAAUGCGCCGAGUAGCCAUUGAACAUAAAAUUUGGUGUCGACACACCCAAGUACACCAUGGCGGCUUUACGAGAAAUGCCUCGGGGCGGGCGUCAUCUUUUGAGCGCCGCAUCGCACUGGAAGCCUUGCCCAUCAAGCCUCCGAAGAUGUGCAUCCACCGACGCCAGUCCUCCUGCGUCGGCCUCCUCCAUACCCGAUAUUCCUGAUAUCGAACAAGACUCCGGUCUAACGUCGCCAAUUGUGACAAGGCAGGAUGUCAAAAUUACAGACCCGCGACGGAGGGCUAGCCGGAGAAACUUCGAACUUCCACACGAGCGAUAUCGGUUCCAUCCUCCCAAGUAUGAUCGAGGUCCCCGACAUCCAGUUCAACGACUGCCUUCUUCGGAUCCAGUCGCCCGAGACUUCUCCCCGGGACCUUUCAAUCUUCCACGGCUAAAGCAGACUUUUCACUCGACGACGGCCUCGGAUAUCAUGACCCUCAUGUACCAACAUACCCCACCAGGAACGCCGGACAAGCCCGAGCGGAUACGGCUGCGAGAAUGGGACGACUCAUCCCCCUACAUGAUAAACCGGCCUAAGCGUGGGCCACGAGGCCACGAUGUCCUCUUCCCGCUCGAGAAACCCAUCGAUUGGCGAAACAUCCCCGAGAUCCGGGCAGUGCAUCUAGCCAUGUACACGCCAAAGGCCAAGAAGAACCCGGACCACCUCAUCAUUGCAAGGUCAGUGUUGCAGACCAUCACAGGCGUCCGUCCCACCAUUACGACGACGAAGACGAGCGUUUCCCAGUGGGGUAUUGUCAAGGGCGACAGAUCAGGUGCCAAGUGUUCGGUUUAUGGGGAUCAGGCCUACGAAUUGGUAGACAAGAUCAUUCACCUUGUUUUCCCCAAGAUCAAGGACUGGGCCGGUAUCGAAGGCACCACCGGUGACAGUACCGGCAACAUAAGCUGGGGUUUAGACCCCCAGACCAUGAUGUACUUCCCAGAAGUUGAAGCCAAUUACUCGCUAUACCCAGCCAAGAUGAUCACGGGCUGCCGGUUCACCCUCGAAACCACCGCAAAGUCUGACAGACACGCCAGACUACUUUGCAUGAGUUUGGGGAUCCCAUUCUAUGGCAAGCUGGUAGAUUAGGAACUGACAGGCGGAUGCCCUUCUAUCCUUCCUCCGGUCUUGUACAUAUUAAAAAAAUGUAUCACAUGUCAAAUAAGGGAUGAUACCAACCAUAGACUGUAGCGAAUACAGUUAGUUGUACAAAUGCGCGACAGGUCACACGUAAGA